CAGAGGGCAUCCUAAUUCCUUGUGUCCAGUCCGGAUUCAAACAGAUGUUUAUUUGUAGCCUUGGUAGCUAAACUAACAAGAUCAAGUCAUUAAAUCGAGGUCCAUAAAUGUCGGAUUUUGAUGAAUUCGAGAGACUGUUGACUGAAAAUAAGAAAGAGCGGGACAAGGAGAAUCGGCGCACACUGUCCCGCAGUCGCAGCCGAGAGAGGAAGAAGAGGAGCUGGGAAAGGAGGAAGAGCAGGGCAAGCCGCAGCGACAGCAAGGACCAUCAACACAGGCGCAGCACACAGACUCAAAAACAAUCCCCAGAGACUGUUGUGAGUCGCUCUCCAGCUCUGCACAGAGAGAAGAAGAAAGUGAGGAAGUAUUGGGAUGUUCCGGCACCAGGCUUCGAGCAUAUCACCCCCCUGCAGUACAAGGCUAUGCAGGCAGGGUCAGGCAGCCAGGGAAGACCAGUCUACGGAGCCAAACACUGGACAACUGCUGGCCAGGUCCCAGCCACGGCCCUACUGCCCACCAUGGUAACUCCAGAGGGGCUGGCCUCCACCCACACUUCUGUACCUGUGGUGGGCAGCCAAAUGACCCUGCAGGCCAGGAGGCUCUACCCUUUGCAGAUCAGUGCUGUUGUAGGAAAGGAGGCCAUUGCAGGGUUGAAUGGGAUGCAGCUGGGGGACAAGAAGCUCCUGGUCCAGAGAGCCAGUGUCGGGGCCAAGAACGUAGCUCUGACAGGUAUGAACCAGACCCCGGUGAUCCUCCAAGUGCCAGGCCUGAUGUCCACCUCCAUGGCCUUGCUGGGUGGCCUGCCCACUGAGGUGCUCUGCCUGAUGAACAUGGUGGUUUUGGAGGAGCUGCUGGAUGACGAGGAGUACGAGGAGAUCGCGGAGGACGUCCGCGGUGAGUGCAGCAAGUACGGCCAGGUGAAGAGCAUCGAGAUCCCCCGACCUGUGGAUGGCCUGGAGGUCCCAGGCACUGGGAAGAUCUUUGUGGAGUUCAUGACCCUGUUUGACUCCCAGAAGGCCAUGCAGGCGCUGACAGGCAGGAAGUUUGCCAACAGGAUGGUGGUGACCAAGUACUGUGACCCAGACGCCUACCACCGCCGAGACUUCUGGUAGACCUGAGAACCAGAGAGAGGGAGAGAAGCAGAGUUUCAUGUUAUUUAUGUAAUGAUAUGAAUAUUUAUGAGCAUCACAACAACUCAACUUUUUGCACUUUUUUAAAGAGGAGGCGUAGAAAGUUCAUUUAAGGCCACUUAUCACUGUGAAAUCAGCAGAAAAAGUAUUACUUUUGUCCUCGUCGCUUAUAAUUAUUAUAUUAAUUAUUAUUAUAUUAUAUUUCAUUCAAUGAAUCAAGUUCAAUCAUGAUUUUAACCAUUUAUUUUGUCCAUGCCUGAACCUCAGGUACCAGUUGUUUAUUGUUACACCAAAUGACCAACAGUAUGUGAACACCUGCUCAUUGAACAUCUCAUUCCAAAAUCAUGGGCAUUAAUAUGGAGUUGUUCCC
Molecule: messenger RNA, 1500 nt
Organism: Oncorhynchus tshawytscha (Chinook salmon)
Lineage: Eukaryota; Metazoa; Chordata; Actinopteri; Salmoniformes; Salmonidae
Product: splicing factor U2AF 65 kDa subunit
Exons: 11
Coding region: 108-1112 (334 amino acids)
Cellular component (GO): nuclear speck; U2AF complex; U2-type prespliceosome
Molecular function (GO): pre-mRNA 3'-splice site binding; poly-pyrimidine tract binding
Source: RefSeq, a predicted model, not a curated record